AGAGAGAGAGAGAGAGAGAGAGAGAGAGAGAGAGAGAGAGAUAGGGAGAGAGAGAUAAAGGGAAGAGAGAGAGAAGAGAGAUGGAAGAUAGAGAGAGACAGAGAGCAAGAAAGAGAAGAGAGAGAGACAGAGAGAGAGAGAAAGAGAAGAAAGAGGGAGAGAAAGAGAUCUCUUGUCAAACUCUCUUCUGAUUGGCCCGUCGGGAGUGUCCCGAGUCACGUGACCAUUCCCGAAAACCGUUCCUCCACGUGGGAAGUUGGCGGUUUUCUUCCGGGACGUUGGCGUGGAACCGUUCCCCGGCUCCACGCGCCUUCAAACGCCCCUAAGCCCCGCCUCUUCAGGCGGGCCUGGAGCUCCAGCGCCGGCACCCACUGGUUCUUGCAUCGGCUCUCGGCGCAGAAGCUGCUGAUGUCGGACAGAGCCUGGCACUGCAGCGGCUCCACCGGAGGAUUCUUUUGUAGGAUUCUGAGCGGGAGGACCGAAGCUGGAGCGGCUUUUAUACGCCCCGGGAGCCGGACACGUCACCCCCGCCCCGCGCUCCCAGACGCGAUUGGCUCCGGGCUCCAGACGGCGGUCAUUGGCGGAGAGCGAAGCCGACGGAGGCGCGCCCCACGUGGGAUGGAGUUUCGGAGAAUCCCCCCUCCCUCCCCGGAGAGAGAGAGAGAGAGAGAGAGAGAGAGAGAGAGAGAGAGAGACAGAGAGAGAGAGAGAGAGAGAGAGAGAGAGAGAGAGAGAGAGAGAGAGAGAGAACAGAGAGAGAGAGAGAGAGAGACAGAGAGAGAGAGAGAGAGAGAGCAGAGAGAGAGAGAGAGAGACAGAGAGAGAGAGAGAGAGAGAGCAGAGAGAGAGAGAGAGAGAGAGAGAGAAGCAGAGAGAGAGAGAGAGAGAGAGAGAGAGAGAGAGAGAGAGAGAGAGAGAGAGAGAGAAGGCAGAGAGAGAGAGAGAGAGAGAGAGAGAGAGAGAGAGAGAGACAGAGAGAGAGAGAGAGAGAGAGAGAGAGAGAGAGAGAGACAGAGAGAGAGAGAGAGAGAGACAGAGAGA
Messenger RNA from Boleophthalmus pectinirostris (great blue-spotted mudskipper), 1041 nucleotides. Its product is annotated as zinc finger CCCH domain-containing protein 13-like. The record is from RefSeq and is a predicted model, not a curated record. Gene Ontology annotation, molecular function: RNA binding. The annotation marks the transcript as partial. Gene Ontology annotation, cellular component: mRNA cleavage and polyadenylation specificity factor complex. The transcript has 5 exons. Lineage: Eukaryota; Metazoa; Chordata; Actinopteri; Gobiiformes; Gobiidae.